Glarea lozoyensis ATCC 20868 is the source of this 2535-nucleotide messenger RNA. Its product is annotated as Cullin repeat-like protein. Gene Ontology annotation, cellular component: Cul3-RING ubiquitin ligase complex. Gene Ontology annotation, molecular function: ubiquitin protein ligase binding. The record is from RefSeq and is a predicted model, not a curated record. The transcript is spliced from 3 exons. Bases 1 to 2535 code for a protein of 844 amino acids. NCBI's taxonomy places the organism in Eukaryota, Fungi, Ascomycota, Leotiomycetes, Helotiales, Helotiaceae. Gene Ontology annotation, biological process: ubiquitin-dependent protein catabolic process; protein ubiquitination.
AUGAUUUCGGGACGUGGAAGAGGAAAGAUUAGGGCGCCUCGUAGGGGUGUGCUUGGUGCCCAUGGCGAUGGCGACGAAUUCGGGGCGAUGUGGGAGAUCUUACGGUCGGCACUAAGAGAAAUUCAUGAAAAGAACGCCUCAAAACUCUCCUUCGAACAGCUAUAUCGCGCCUCAUACAAAAUUGUGCUGAAGAAGCAGGGAGACAGACUUUACGAGCAUGUCAAGGAGUUCGAAGAGCAAUGGUUUGCCAGCCAAGUUAUGCCAGUUAUCCGAAAGCUCAUCACAAACAACCUGAUCAAUAUUACACAAGGUGGAAUCGCUAGCGCAACGGCGAACGAGAGAAGGUUGACAGGGGAAGAAUUUUUGAAAGGACUGAAGCUGUCAUGGCAAGACCAUGUUACAGUCAUGAAUAUGACGACGGAUGUGUUGAUGUAUAUGGACCGGAUCUACUGCCACGACAACCGAAAGGCUUCGAUAUUUACAACCACUAUGGGACUCUUCCGCGACCAUAUUCUUCGCGCGCCCCUCGCUGCGACAAGUGAGAACAUGAUCACUGCUGAUAUUCUCAAUUCUGUUGUCCUGGACCAAAUUGGUAUGGAACGAGAUGGAGACGUCAUAAACAAAUAUCACAUCCGAUCAUGUAUGUCUAUGUUAGAAAGAUUAUACGAGACGGAUGAAGAGGCAGAGAAUGACAAGCUCUACCUAACGAUGUUUGAGCCCGAAUUCUUGGCGAACAGCAGAACCUUUUACAAGAAAGAAUGCAGCGCUUUACUUCGAGACUCAGAUGCUAGCACAUGGCUGCGCCAGACGAAAAAACGACUGGCGGAAGAGGCAGCACGUUGCCAAACCACCAUCUCCCCGCUUACGGCACCAAAGAUUGCAAAGGUUGUUGAAGAAGAAAUGAUUAGCGCACAUCUUUCCGAGUUCCUUCAAAUGGAAGGCAGUGGUAUUAAAGCCAUGAUCAACAAUGAUCGUUUCGAAGAUCUGGAAGCUCUUUAUCAGCAAAUUUCCAGGGUUGACCCGGCAAAGGUGCCGCUGAAGAAAGCGCUCCAGUCUCAAGUUGUAAGCUUGGGUAUGGAAAUCAAUAAAUCCAUCACGGAAACCGAUUUUACAACUGUUCAAGCCGCCCCAGAAAAUGGCGAGACCGUCGAAGCAGUCGAGGGCGGAGCCAGCAAGCCUAAGCCUCCUUCAAAAAAGAGUACUAUCAAUGCACAAACACUUGCUGCUAUCAAGUGGGUAGAGGAGGUGCUCAAGCUGAAAGACAAAUUUGAUGUGAUGUGGGAGAACUGCUUCAAGCAGGACCUACUUUUGCAGACAGCACUCACCAAGAGCUUCGCAGACUUUAUCAACAUGUUUGAUCGAUCGUCUGAAUAUGUUUCGCUCUUCAUUGACGAGAAUUUGAAACGCGGCAUCAAAGGCAAGACAGAAGCAGAAAUUGACAUUGUCCUAGAUAAGGCAGUUAUAUUGAUUCGAUAUCUUCAAGACAAAGAUAUGUUCGAGAGAUAUUACAAGAAACAUCUUGCUCGACGACUGUUGAUGUCGAAAUCAGAAAGUGCUGAUGUUGAGAAAGCUAUGAUUACUAGGAUGAAGAUGGAGAUUGGAAAUGCUUUUACCCAGAAGUUGGAAGGCAUGUUCAAAGAUAUGCAAAUGUCGGGCGAGCUGACAACGCAAUAUCGGGAGCACAUUCGCAACCUUGGGGAUAUGGACAGGAAGAAUAUCGAUCUCGGUGUUCAAAUUCUCACUACCAACCAUUGGCCCGUAGAAGCGGUAGGAGGCUCCAGGGUAGAAGCAGGGCGCGAAAAGUGUACCUGGCCCUCCGAGAUCGUUACGCUGCAAGAGUCCUUCAAGGCCUUCUAUCUAAAAGAGCGCAAUGGUAGAGCUUUAACCUGGUUGGGCUAUCUGGGUAACGCCGAUGUUAAGGUUGUCUUCCCAAAAGUUUCAGGAAAAGAGGUCGGCCCAUUGAGCAAGGUACGGAGACACGAACUUAAUUGUUCGACCUAUGCCAUGCUCGUUCUACUCCAAUUUAACGACCUACAAGAUGGCGGCUCACUCAGCUUUGAGGAAAUCCAAGAAGCCACGAAUAUGCCGACGCAAGAGCUUUCGCGACAGCUUUACACUCUGAGUGUUGUUCCAAAAGCUAAAGUCCUAAGCAAAACUCCAGACGAUAGAACCCACCCAAAAGCUGGUGAUAGGUUCUCAUUCAAUACCAGCUUCAGCAGCAAGGCCAUCAAAAUAAAGCAACCGGUAAUUUCUGGUCUGGCGAACAAGGCGGAGAGUGAAGAAGAGAGGCGAGAGACCGAGGAGAAAAAUGACCUAUAUCGGGGUCUUAUCAUCGACUCGGUCAUUGUUCGUAUUAUGAAGGCACGCAAGGAACUCGCACAUUCACUUCUAAUCAUGGAAGUCAUUACACAGCUUUCCUCACGCUUCAAACCUGAUGUAGCUAUGAUGAAGAAGCAAAUCGAGAGUUUGAUCGAUAAAGAAUACUUAAUGCGUGUGGAAGAAGCGGAUCAACCUACUUACCGCUAUCUGGCAUAG